AAUGGUGAAAAAAAUGGCAAAAUAAAUGGAAAAAAACGUGUUCGGUAUUCGGCCUUCGGCUUUCGGCCAAGUUUUUCAUUAUAUUCGGUUUCGGCUUCGGCCAAGGAUAUUCAUUUCGGUGCAUCCCUAAUUAUUAUUAUUCCAUUUUUUUCAUUUUAUUUUAUUUUUUCUGCCAAUCUACUGCCUACACUCCAGUCCAGUAGGUGGCGGUAAUGCACCUUUAGUUGGUUUGCCAACCGCCAUUAAAACAAAAAGAAGAUGAAGAAGAAGAGGAACGCGCACAUACUCCGAUACAACAGGCGGCGCUGCUGCCCUGAAAUGGUGAACGAGUAACGUGCUUUUCACUCCCGAGGAAGAAUUUUGUAGAGGAACGAUGGGUACACGCUUGAAGGUGCUUCGAACGUUUAAAGCUCUACAUCGAACACGGAUGACUGUGUUUAAAGAUGAUGACCGGGCUUUGACGGCUGCCAGAUUAAAGAUCAAUGAAGAAUUUAAGAAAAACAAAAAUGAAACAUCAAAAGAAAAUAUACAGCAGAUGAUUAAGAUGAGCAGAUCUGUUGAGACAAUCCUGCGGGAAAAUGUCCUACAAGCGGAGCAUGUUGGAGAAAAUAAGCUUGUUCUGCGACCUCGGGAGAGUCUUUUUUUAGAAAACGUACCUUACAGUGACACACCAAGAAAAAAAGCGUAACGCGCAUGGAUUUACAGAUCCCUUCUUCUUUGCUGGACUAAUAAUUUUCUCCAUAAAUCAUUUAAUCACAUGCCUAAUAAUAUGCCUCUCAGAACACAGAGGACAACAUCCAUGGAUCCUGAAGAACAAGCAUCUGUAUUUUUUAAUUUUUUUGAAAUGAUAAAAGUUUAUUUUAAAUUGUGGUAAUAUUAAAAAUCAUUUUCAUGACUAAAUCCUCCUCUGAAACUGCUCUCAAACAAUUGCUUUAAAUUGUGCUCUGCUUUUCAUGCCUCUAUGUGUGACUUAGUUUUAAUCUAAAAUGAGGUGUUAACUACAUUGCCACUUCAGAUGCUUUUUAAAUGUAGGAAAACAUUUACAGAAUAUGCUAUAUCAUAUCAUAGACUGGGUAUCUCCAUACCAUUCGAUAUGUAAACCCAUUUCUGUGAAGGACUGUAGAAGGAUUCCUUUUUCAACUUAAAGCUUGUGUGUAAUGUGGAAAUUUGAGAUUUCUAUGAUCUUUGACAGACCGAAUUAAGAUGAAUUUUUCAUUAUUUAGCAGUAUGAAUUUACAUACAGUGAUUUAUCUAAUAUCACACCAAAUGAUAAUUUAUCCUUCUGAAUAAAUACAAUCUGUUAGCAAACAUCUGAGGCAAAUAGCAUUUUAUUUUUGGAGUACAAUUUUUAUUUAACAGAAUGUGUGAAAAUAUAGUGACAGUGUACCUCCCAAACUGGCUGAUUAAUAUCUAUUUGUAAAUAUUUUUGUUUUCUCUUCUUGUAAGUUUUAAGUGUUGUGUUUAUCUUUGUGAAAUUUAUGCCUGGUGUAAAACAGAUUUUCCAAAACCAGCAGUGCUCAUGUCUGAAACAAUGACCUCGUCUUCUGUAUGUAUGCUGAAUAAAACUGGAAUGGUCUGUUUCAGAAAGCAGUGCUUGUGAGUUAGCCUGAAAAUCUAACUUGAGAUUCACCAAAAGUUUGAAAAUAUAUAUACAGUUCUGUGAAAAAGUAUUUGACCCCAUCUUGAUUUCUUCUGAUUUUGUGUAGAUCUUACACUAAAUAGUUGUAUAAAAACAAAGGCAACCUGAGUUAACAAAAAAUACCGUUUUUAUUUAUUUUUAUUGAAGAAAAAAAAAGUUAUCCAACACCUAUCACCCACGUGAAAAACUAAUUGCUCCCUUAAACUUAAAAUCUGGUUGUGCCAUUAUUAGCAGCAAUAACUGCAGCCAAAUGCUGUCAAUAACUGAUCAGUCUUUUACUGUGGUGGAAUUUUGGCCCACUCUUCUUUGCAGAACUGCUUUAGUUCAGCUACACUGUUUUUGAGCAUGAACUGACUUUUUAAGGCCCUGCCACAGUAUCUUAAUUGGUUCAAGUCAGGACUUUGACUAGGCCAUUCAAAAACUUUAAUUUAGCUUUUCUGAGCCAUUCAGAGGUGGACUAUGCUUUGAAUCAUUGUCUUGUCGAAUAAUCCAUUUGCGCUUCAGUUUCAAUUUACGGACUGAAGACCAGACAUUUUCGGGUAGAGAGCAGAAUUCAUGUUUCCCUCAGUUACUGCAAGUUGCCCAGGCCCUGAAGCAGCAAAGCACACCAUCACAUUUCCACCACCAUGCUUGACAGUAGGUAUGAUGUUCUCUUUGUGGAAUUCUGUGUUUGGUUAACACCAGAUGUAAUGGGGCCGCUGUCUUCCACUUUCGAUUCAUCAAUCCACAGAACAUUCUCCCAAAAUGUUUGAGGAUCAUCAAGGUGUCUUUUGGCAAAAUUCAGACAAGCCUUAAUGUUCUUCUGGGUUAGCAGUGGUUUUC
This is a messenger RNA of Ictalurus furcatus (blue catfish), 2461 nucleotides long. RefSeq names its product LYR motif containing 7 (gene lyrm7). The record is from RefSeq and is a predicted model, not a curated record. NCBI's taxonomy places the organism in Eukaryota, Metazoa, Chordata, Actinopteri, Siluriformes, Ictaluridae. The coding region runs from base 374 to 688 and encodes 104 amino acids. The transcript has 5 exons. Gene Ontology annotation, biological process: mitochondrial respiratory chain complex III assembly.